AGCAUCGCUCGGUGUCUCGACCAAUGAGCGUCGUCCUUUGGCGGACGUAGUAGUUUUGCUGAGGAGGCUCGCAAAUCGAAAAAAAUACGAGAGUGCAUCAAGCGGUUGGUGGAUCGUUGCCGAAAGAAGAUGCAGCCGCGCGUGCGAGUCGGCGUCCCGGCGUCCAAGAGACGGUGAGCCAGGCUGAGACACUCGCUGUGCCAUUGUCCCGUGUCAGUGUUCCGUCAUGGACCCGACAGCUGCUGCAGGAAGUGAGAAAAUGGACGUUUACGGACUGAUGUUCAACAGGCCAAACGGAGGCGUUCCUCAGGAGUCAAAGUUGGCCACUUACAUGGGAACUGCUUCGACCAGCCAAGUACUUAAUAAAGGCAUAGCAUCUCUAAGUCUGGACAAUCUCUCCAUGAAGAAGGUAUUAGGCAACGAGUUUGUGCCAAACUCGGCAAGCGCAGGGAAUUUCACUUACUCGGGCAUCACUGCCAAUGCCGAGUCUCCGGCAGCCAAAAGCUACAACCCCGAGUACGCAGGAGAGCCGUCCGCCUCAAUGCUGAACUCCACUUCCCAGAGACUGGCCAGGCACAGGGAAACGCCGCCCUUGGACGCCCUGGGUGACGCCCAAAACAUGUCAAUGACUUCCACUUACCAGGAGAAUGUUGGUGGCACGACCUACUUUUACCCAACCAGUGGUACUGGGUCCAGCACCCCAACGCGGGCUGACUCAUCCCCGAUGGUGAUGCCCAACUUCCACGCCUACCCUGGCACCCCAAGCCACCUGACCAAGGCCCCGAGCGCCUCUUCGCCCAACAGGGCCACCCAGCCGACGCAGCAGCCGUCGAUGAGCUCGACCAGCCACACAACUCACCUGACCAACUCUUUGGGCAGCUACUACCUGUUGGAAGAGUUCCGUCUUGAGCUCCUUAACCGCAAUGCACUCGUUCUUGCCCAGCCGAACGGCCCUGCGUACCCUGACUUGCCUGCUGAGAUUGAUAACUACCACGAGCUGUGUUCUCUGGAGCCAGUGGCAGGGGCCAAUCAGAAGACAUCACAAGUGAUAUCCUACCAGACCUCGACUCUGAAGGCAACCCACACGAAAAGCGGCGCUCGCUUCUGCUUGCGGAGAGUUCACGGCUUCCGACUGGCCAAUCUCAAGUGCAUGGCCAACAUGGACUCAUGGAAAAGGAUCCAGCACUCGAAUAUUGUGCAGAUAAAGGAAGUCUUCACCACCAAGGCCUUCAACGACAAUUCCAUUGUCUUUGUGUAUGACUAUCAUCCUGGCGCGGAGACGCUCAUGUCGAAGCACUUUUCGGCCAGCGACCAAGCAAAUGGCUUCCCUGACCCGUUCAACGGAGAUCACAAUGUUGCCCGGCCUUACAGCCACACCAAGAAUGCCCUGCUCAGGCAACAUGCUAGUUUGUUGCCCGAGCCGUUGAUCUGGAGCUACGUGAUCCAGCUGACGUCCGCCCUGCGAACAAUCCACAACGCAGGCCUCGCCUACCGCUGCCUGCACCCCAGUAAGGUGAUCCUUACAGACGGCAAUGUGCCUCGACUGCGGCUCAGCUUUUGCGGCAUUGCCGACGUCGUCAUGUUUGACGCCACCGCCAACGUCUCGAUGGCCACCGUCCACCAGCAGGAAGACCUGUUGGCGCUCGGCCGGCUUGUGUUGGCGCUCGCCUGCAAGUCCAUGUUGGCGGUCAAGAGGGAAAACAUUCAAACCUCGCUCGAACUUGUCUCCCGCAGCUAUUCGAGCGACCUCAGGAAUCUCAUUGUGUACCUUUUGUCAAACUCAACCAGACGCUCCGUCAGUGACCUGAUGCCUAUGAUUGGAGCUCGGUUUUACACGCAAUUAGAUGCCACUCAGCAGCGUUGUGACCUGUUGGAAAACGAGGUUUCCAAAGAGAUUGAGAAUGGCCGCCUUGUCCGCCUGCUGACAAAGUUGGGGAUCAUUAACGAGAGACCAGAGCUGAAUAUGGAUCAAACUUGGAGUGAGAACGGUGACAGGUACAUGUUGAAACUUUUCCGUGACUAUGUGUUCCACCAAGUGAGUGAAGACGGCAAGCCGUGGAUCGACAUGGCGCACAUUGUGUCUUGCCUCAACAAGUUGGACGCAGGAACUGAUGAGCAGAUCUGUCUGAUGUCGAGAGACGAGCAGUCUGUGUUAGUUGUAACGUACGCUGAGCUGAAGCACUGUCUAGAGCAGAGUUUUGAUGAAAUCGUCCAGGCGGCCAAUGCAUUUUCUUAAGGCUAAACUGCCGUCCAGGGUGAAGCUCUAAGAGAUCUUUCUUCUAAUGCCGUACAGCAUCGAGAAACAAAAGAAAUGACAUUUCAAAGUCACUUGAACCCACUACUUUUAACACCUAAUCUGCUACAUUCCAGUUUCAAAAGUAUAUAAGUAUUGAAAUAAUUUUGAUAAAAACACUAAAAACUUGAAGCUAACGAGCGCUAGUUGAUCGAUUCGAUUGGAAAAUAGUUCAGAAAAAAAAAUCAAACUGAUAUGAUUGAAAAGUGCUCAAUGAUUUGAGUUUUCAUUUGAGUGACUUUACUGCGAGAGGAUAAUGAAAGACAGCACAAAAAAAAAAGAGAAAAAUAUCGAAGAAAGUGUGAUAAAAGACUUAAUUUAUUAUAAUAUUGUUAAUUCUUAGGCACUCUAACAAAACCAAAAUGCUUUAAAACGGUGAAUGAAGAAGAAGAAAAAUCAAUCCAAUUUUACUGCGUACUUAUGAAAAAAUUUGCAAAAAGCAAUACACACAAAACUUUGUAAAAGUCGGGCGAAUCUCCUCCACAUCACCCAGUUGCUGUUUUACUGUUGGAAACAAAUUCAAAAAGCCUCUCGUUGGGAUUAAUCUCUUCGAAAUCACGCCGCCCAGCAGCGCUCAAUCGAACAGCAAUAAAAUUGAUUGAUUGACUGGGCACUAAAUAAAUAAUUGUCCCUGACGAGCCCCCCUACAAGCAGAAUUAUUAUGUAUGUUUGUUUCACUAUUUCCAUUGUGUCGUCCAAGCGAUGACCUCCUAAGUGAAAAAUGUGAUCAACCGAAUUGAAUUGCGUAUCUUUUUGAAAUUUCUGUUUUGCUGAAAUUUGAAAAAUGUUAUCGUGGAGAUGAGCUGGUGGAAGUACGAGAAGACCGUUUUCACAAAUCAAGUCGAAUUUGUUGUUGCUUUUUGUUGAAUUUGGCUUGAACUAUUACUCGCGCGCCAACGUCAGCAGCCCGCCAAAACUUGCGAGGUUAUUUAAAAUUUUAUUUCUGAAAUUUCGGUAUAGCGAUAAAGAACAAAAAUGGAUACACAUGUUUUUAGUUGGAAUAAUAAAAAUAAAGAGAUUCUGAGAAUUCAAUAUAUAUAUAUUAUGAAUGUGAGCGUUUUUGGUUUAAAAGGCGUGAUAUGUGUAAAGAUCAAUCAAUAUUUUAUGUAAAUGUCUUAUUUUAAAUAAAGUGCAAAAUCGCAAAUCGAUA
Molecule: messenger RNA, 3443 nt
Organism: Neocloeon triangulifer
Lineage: Eukaryota; Metazoa; Arthropoda; Insecta; Ephemeroptera; Baetidae
Gene: PAN3
Product: PAN2-PAN3 deadenylation complex subunit PAN3
Exons: 14
Coding region: 227-2236 (669 amino acids)
Biological process (GO): nuclear-transcribed mRNA poly(A) tail shortening; protein phosphorylation; mRNA processing
Cellular component (GO): PAN complex; P-body
Molecular function (GO): protein kinase activity; poly(A) binding; ATP binding
Source: RefSeq, a predicted model, not a curated record